Messenger RNA from Babesia bovis T2Bo, 589 nucleotides. RefSeq lists its product as uncharacterized. The record is from RefSeq and is a predicted model, not a curated record. Gene Ontology annotation, biological process: endoplasmic reticulum to Golgi vesicle-mediated transport. The coding region runs from base 61 to 579 and encodes 172 amino acids. Gene Ontology annotation, cellular component: cytoplasm; nucleus; TRAPP complex. NCBI's taxonomy places the organism in Eukaryota, Apicomplexa, Aconoidasida, Piroplasmida, Babesiidae. The transcript has a single exon.
AGGGUGUGUAGUACACACCUUUUUGGCUCGGGCCCUUUUUAUUUUGAUGAUACCCAUUAAAUGGCUGAUUUGGAUGAUCUGCAGGUACCAGUAUCUGCGACAUCUGGUCCGAAGGCAAAGAUUCUGGUGUUUAUAAUCGUAGGUCGCGAUGACCGUCCUCUGUUGAUUCAAGACUUGUCUACUCCGGGUUGGCGCCCAGAUCCACCGCAUCUUGCUCCAUUCGUUGCACAUCAAGCUCUAGAUGUCAUAGAUGAUAUGAUAUGGUCAAAUCCAUCUAUGUAUCUCAAAGAGGUUGAUGUUUUCGACUGUCUUGCCGUCUGGGCUUUUGUAAGUACUAGUAACAUACGCUUCUUGCUAGUUACUCGAGCAUCUGCAUGGAAGAAGGUUGAAUCAUCACCUGAUGAUAACCUCCCUAUGCCGGAACCGCCGCCCUGCGAUUCAAUUCGCGCAUUUUUCAAAGAAGUUCAUGAGCUUUAUUGCAAGCACCUGUACAACCCGCUGUACAAGCCUAACGAUGGUAUCUACAGCACCGAAUUUAACAUUCGGGUCAAACGUAUCGCAAUGAAACAUCUAUACUGAAUAAUGUUAU